Molecule: messenger RNA, 1976 nt
Organism: Verruconis gallopava
Lineage: Eukaryota; Fungi; Ascomycota; Dothideomycetes; Venturiales; Sympoventuriaceae
Exons: 3
Coding region: 942-1835 (297 amino acids)
Molecular function (GO): protein binding
Source: RefSeq, a predicted model, not a curated record
AGCAACCUGUUCUCUGUCCUCACACAAGCUCUUCUAUUCCUCCCCUCUGCUACUCCUGUACUGUGGGAGUCCCUCUUUGGCAAGCGAAAUGGACGAUGGGCCUGUCAUCUGACUUUCCAUCCUGCGCUGAAAACUGCACCUCAAAACAAAGCCCAGUGGAUUUCUGCAGCCUUUCAAGUCUUUUCGGUCCAGAUGCGCUUCCUCAUGUUGCGGCCCGAGACUGCCUUUUUGUGAAUAUCUACUCCGUACGCGCAAGAAGGAUUCGAAAGCGGUGCAGCCCGCGAUAACCGACACCCUAACCCGCGAAAGCUGCCAAGCAAAUAUGACUGCGCUUGACAAGCCUGCCGAGACACUUUGCGACGCCUCUCGUUAUCACGCCUGGAACAGGCACUGAAGUUUUGAGUGUCGCGGCAUUUUAUUUUCCAGGAUCUUAGACUGUAGAGAGGAACCCAACAAGGUCUUAAUGGCGACGACUGUGUAGCUUGGGUGAAGUACGGCAUCUUGAAAGAUGUUUCUCUUGGAUCUUAAUUAAGCUUCCGUCUCAGCUGUGGCUGGACAUCAUAGCCAGUCGACCUGCAUCGUCUGGUCGCAUAUUCGCGGGCUGUGUAUCUGCUUGAGAUGCGAAAGCCACCACCAAACAAGCUCACGAUUAUGCUUCCGGAAGUACGAUAGCCCUUGGUUUGUGAUUUGAUUUGCACGCAAUCAUACUGCCAAGAAUAAGCUAAAACGCAGCUCUCCCAGAAUGGCCGUUCGUCUAUGAUUCUCUAAACGCCCAAGAUCCCGGACGCUGUGCAUAGCCACAUGUUGGAUGGUGUUUGAUUUUGAGAGAGAUGCGUAUAAAUGGGUCGAGAAUAUUCACGUAGGCUUUUAUAUUUCCAUUCGGAAAGAAAAGAGUGUAUCUACGACUGAGUCCGGACACCCACUUCACUCCACCAGUGAAAAUGUCGUUUCUCAAAGACCUAAAGGGGCUCACAAAAGAGUUCAAAAACUUAAUGGGAGAGAAAGACAAACCCCAGGACCAUUCAAGUAUUGUUGGCGCUGGCGGUGAGCAAUUCAAUCAUGGACCACCCCAAGCUCCUUAUGGACAGCAGCCUCAACCCGGAUAUCAGCAGCAGUAUGGUCAAUCCACUUAUGGACAGCCGCAAUAUGGCCAACCUCAAUACGGCCAACCUCAGUACGGCCAACCUCAGUACGGCCAACCUCAGCAAUACGGUGCACUCCCUCCGUCUGGACUCCAUCUUCCGCCCGGCUGGAUCCAACAGUGGGAUCCGAACUCGCAGCGUAAUUUCUAUGUAGAUACUGCCACUGGUCGCACACAAUGGGAGCCCCCAGCGUUUUCUCCACCACCACUACAGGGCAGCUAUGCGCCGCCGCCAGGUGGAUACCCUCCAGCAAGCACCCCCGGCGAAGAUCACACCAAGAAUAUGUUUGGCGCUGCGGAUCAUGGAGAAGAGAAGAAGGAGAAGAAAGAGAAGAGUGGCAAAGGCAAGCUGCUCGCUGCAGGCGCUGUGGGUGCAGUCGGUGGAGCAAUCAUCGCUCACGAAAUGACUGAGCAUUCCUCGGACGAAGAGCAUGACUCUUCGCAUCACACCACGUAUGUAGCGCCCGUCGCAUAUGGUGGAGAGAGUUAUGUCUCCGGAUACCCACCGCCAGUCCAUGAUGAAAUUUCGAGCUCGGACGCGGAAUCACUAGCCGAAGCUCGCGAAGACGUAAAAGAAGCGCGGGAGGAACUCGCAGAAGCCAGCAGCGAGUCAGAUCGGGAAUCGGCUCGUGAAGAGCUUGAAGAAGCCGAAGAAGAAUAUGCCGAGGAAUAUGAGGAGGCAUACGACGAUUAGAUCUGAACAGAGAUGUGAUUCCGUUGCGUGCCUUGCGGUUUGUAGAAAGUGUGUGCGCAUGGACGAAUAUCCUUUCAUUGUUGAUUCAAGCUCCGUCUCCGCUCCGUAGCAGAAUGAAAGAAAUGUUGCUUUCCAAGAAGA